This is a messenger RNA of Notolabrus celidotus (New Zealand spotty), 1472 nucleotides long. RefSeq names its product GDP-D-glucose phosphorylase 1 (gene gdpgp1). Gene Ontology annotation, molecular function: GDP-D-glucose phosphorylase activity. NCBI's taxonomy places the organism in Eukaryota, Metazoa, Chordata, Actinopteri, Labriformes, Labridae. Gene Ontology annotation, biological process: glucose metabolic process. The record is from RefSeq and is a predicted model, not a curated record. The transcript has 2 exons. The coding region runs from base 152 to 1228 and encodes 358 amino acids. Gene Ontology annotation, cellular component: cytoplasm.
AAAUAUUUCCGGAAAUACCUCCAGAAACACCAACGAAGAAGUAUACUGAAGUGUGGAAGCUAGCUGCUCCGGUAAAAGGGAAAAAUGAAUGAAGAAUAGCAAUGGCAAUCAGAGCCAGAUUUAACCACGUCUUCGUUCAGCAGAUCCAGCCAUGCCUCUACCAUUUGUGUACAGCAACCAGGACUAUGUCACAGACGUGUGUCGGAGCAGAGGUAACACCCUAAUGCCAGCGAAGUUUGACUCAACCGUCCAAGCAGGCUGGACGGACAGGAUGGACAGAGGGCUCUUCCGCUACCACCUUGGGGAUCUACAAACACGCAUCCUCCCUGGCCAGCUUGGCUUUGUGGCCCAGCUGAAUAUCCAAAGAGGACUAGAGAGAAGGAAGCCUCAGGAGAUACUGAGCAUUCAACAGGAGUUCAACGCCAAACAGUUCAAUUUUAACAAAAUCAAUCCAGAAGAGAUCAUAUGUGAGAUGGUCAAGGCCACUGAGGGAGGACAUGAGAGGGGGCAGCAGCAUCCACCCUGUAAGAUGGUUGUGCUGGUCAAUGUCAGCCCUCUUGAGUUUGGACAUUGUCUCUUUGUUCCAGAUCCUUCACGCUGUUUCCCACAGGUACUGACAACUUUCGCCAUCCAGGUUGGUGUUGAAUCUGUGCUCCUCAGCUCUGAUCCUGGCUUCCGUGUGGGGUUCAACAGUCUUGGAGCUUUUGCAUCUGUCAAUCAUUUACACCUACAUGGGUACUACCUAGACCAUGAGCUGAAGAUAGAGUCCAUGCCAGCAAAGCCACUGGCCCCUGAGAAGGGAUUUUAUUGCUUGCUGGACUUUCCUGGUGGAUUUUUGUUUUACACAGAAUCAGAGCAGGUCGAGAAAGUGGCCAGAGCUGUCUGUAGAGUCACAGACUUUCUUGUGGAGCGUAACAUUGCUCACAACCUGUUCUUGACAAGAGGUUGUCCACCAUGUGAGAGCAUACAAAGUGAAAAGGAUCGCUGUUCAAGAAAAGGUGUUCGUAUUGCUGUAUGGCCCAGAAUAUCCUGCUUUGGUGCCAAAGAGGAGUCUGCCUUCAAUGUUGCUCUUUGUGAACUGGCUGGACAUUUACCAUUCAAGAACAAGAAGGACUAUGAGCUCACUACAGAGAGAGACGUUACAGGUAUUAUCAAGAGGUAUCUUCUGCCUGAUGAGGAGCUUCACACACUAGAACAACAGCUAGCUCAUCAUUUGAUGAAUUUGUAAAUUUCACAUCAAUAACUGUUAAAUCCUGUGCGUAUAAUAUAUGAUUAAGUAUCUUCACAACCAGUUAUUCUUAAGGUGCUAUGCUGUAUGUCUUCACUUGCAUGAGGGUGAAAAAACAAGUAUUGUAAUUUAAGAGAUAAGAUCAACUUUAUUUAUUCCCUAUUGGCUAACUUACUUGAAAUGUUGUACCAAUGGAUGUGUUGCAUUAUAAGUGGUUCAAAAUAAAGAGACCCAAAGCAUUUUA